GUUUUCUACCAUCCCUGCUGUCCCCUUGGCCAAAACAGAUACUUGGCCAAAGGAUGUGGGCAUCCUUGCCCUGGAGGUCUAUUUCCCAGCCCAGUAUGUGGACCAAACAGACCUGGAGAAGUAUAACAAUGUAGAAGCAGGGAGGUACACCGUGGGCUUGGGCCAAACCCAUAUGGGCUUCUGCUCAGUCCAGGAGGACAUCAACUCCCUGUGCCUGACGGUGGUGCAGCGGCUGAUGGAGCGCACGCAGCUCCCGUGGGACUCUGUGGGAUGGCUGGAAGUGGGCACUGAGACCAUCAUCGACAAGUCCAAGGCUGUCAAAACAGUGCUCAUGGAGCUCUUCCAGGAUUCAGGCAACACUGACAUUGAGGGCAUAGAUACCACCAAUGCCUGCUACGGGGGCACGGCCUCCCUCUUCCAUGCUGCCAACUGGGUGGAGUCCAGCUCCUGGGAUGGUCGCUACGCAAUGGUGGUCUGCGGAGAUAUUGCAGUCUAUCCCAGUGGUAACGCUCGCCCCACAGGUGGGGCCGGAGCUGUGGCCAUGCUGGUUGGGCCCAAGGCCCCUCUGGCCCUCGAGAGAGGGCUCAGAGGAACCCACAUGGAGAACGUAUACGACUUCUACAAACCAGAUGCGGCUACAGAGUACCCAAUAGUGGAUGGCAAGCUCUCCAUCCAGUGCUACCUACGGGCCUUGGACAGAUGUUACACAUUAUACCGUCAAAAAAUCCAGAACCAGUGGAAACAAGCUGGCAUCGAUCGGCCUUUCACUCUUGAUGACUUGCAGUUUAUGAUCUUUCACACACCCUUCUGCAAGAUGGUCCAGAAAUCCCUGGCUCGCCUGAUGUUCAGUGACUUCCUGUCAGACAGCAACCACACGCGGACCCCCCUCUAUGAGGGGCUAGAGGCCUUCAGGGGGCUAACGCUGGAAGAAACCUACACCAACAAGGACAUGGAUAAAGCACUUCAAAAGGCCUCCCUGGACAUGUUCAACAAGAAAACCAAGGCCUCCCUUUACCUCUCCACUCACAACGGGAAUACGUACACCUCAUCCCUAUAUGGGUGUCUGGCCUCCCUUCUGUCCCAGUACUCCGCCCAGGACUUGGCUGGCUCCAGGAUUGGGGCCUUCUCUUAUGGCUCUGGCUUGGCAGCAAGUUUUUUUUCGUUUCGAGCAUCCAAGGAUGCUUCUCCAGGAUCCCCCCUGGAGAAGCUGGUGUCUAGUAUGUCAGACCUGCCACAACGCCUUGCCUCCCGGAAGCGUAUGUCUCCUCAGGAGUUCACAGAAAUAAUGGACCAAAGAGAACAAUUCUACCAUAAGGUGAAUUUCUCACCACCUGGCGACACGAGCAGUCUUUUCCCCGGCACGUGGUACCUAGCGCGAGUGGAUGAGCUAUAUCGUCGCAAGUACGCCCGGCGACCAGUCUAAAGGUGACCAUGGUUCCUGGGAAAUCUACACUAGCAGAGUUUCUGCUCAUGGAUCAUAUUUUUAAAAGCCCAUUUUUAGAUGGAAAUGGAUUGGAUUGGACACCGUAGUCCCCAGAAGCAGCGGCCUUGGAGAGUGAGGGGCCGUCCUUAGUGGUCCUUCCUGCCUUUCUCUGCUGCAGUCACUGUCCUGGGCUAAUGGUGGCGCAGGGGUCCUCUCUGGAAAAGCGGAUGCAAAGAAGGCCUAGCCCAGAAUCACUGCUCUCCGGAACUGGGAAGAAAAUCCAGAUAACUUUGCCUAUCCUGUUCCCUUGUGGUCAUUAUUAUCAUUAUUAGAUUUUUGUGCUGUUAUAUCUCUAUUCCUUUCUUAAGGUUUUUGGUCAAUUUCUAGAUGUUGUAGCAGGUAUUAAACCCAUAUAACACAA
Messenger RNA from Leptonychotes weddellii (Weddell seal), 1844 nucleotides. NCBI's taxonomy places the organism in Eukaryota, Metazoa, Chordata, Mammalia, Carnivora, Phocidae. The record is from RefSeq and is a predicted model, not a curated record.